Molecule: messenger RNA, 978 nt
Organism: Dujonia railenensis
Lineage: Eukaryota; Fungi; Ascomycota; Pichiomycetes; Serinales; Debaryomycetaceae
Source: the annotation of a GenBank genome assembly
AUGACCACUUCUACGUUCCAGUCUGCAGAGCAGCUUCUCUCGCAUCAUCUCUCAGGGAAUUUGGAACCUUCAGAGCUUCAGCUCCUAAAGAAACAGUUUGUACUAGACUCGUUUAAGGUGAACCGAUUCCAUAAGAAUUUCAAGAGCUGGGAAAACACAAGCACAGACGAGUUCGUUCAGAACGAAAUCACCUCAUACAACUCCAAAUUGGGGGAGUUAUCACGGAUAAAUUACGAAACAGAGCAUUUGCAUCGAGAAUACAAGAAAUUCUGUCAGCAGAUUGAUCUACCAAGCUUCCAGUUCGCAAGAGAAACGUUGGAGCAGUACGAGGAUGGGAGACUUUUACCAGAUAGCGCUAGUGGGGGCAGCGCCAUUGCGCUUUCAGAGAUAUUCUCGUUGAAUGUGGAUGGCAUAUUGCCCAAGCCAGAUAUUGUAACGUUUAGGGCAUUGCUUAAUAUCGAGUUUCGACUUCGAAUUCAAAGGAAGAUCAAGUACGAGAUCUUGCUCAUCAUAAAGCAGCAGUUAACUGCCAAAAAUAAGAAGUGGGCCACAAGAGACUCCACAUUGAAUGAGUUUAUGAGAAAGCUUGAGAAUGUCACCGAGGAGGUGGACAGAAUUAGGAAGAGCGAGAAGGAAGACUUGAAAGAGUACGACGAGGAGGAGGAGGAGGAGGAAGACGAAGACGAAGACAUGGAGCAAGAGGAGCAAGACCGUGACGACGAAGAAGCAGGGGACGACAACAUCGAGGGCGAGGAAAGAGCAGGAGAAGAAGAAGAAGAAGAAGAAGAAGAAGAAGAAGAAGAAGAUGCCCUGGUUGAGCCGGAGCACCUGGAAUUUAGUGUGGGUCCAGAGGACGUACGAGAUCCAGAAGAUGGAGAAGCCCAAGAACACAUAGAGGAAGGUAACCCCCCGUCUAGCGGCACGGACGAUCUUCAAGGAGCAGACGAAGACGAUGAUAUCAUGAACAUUGACGGCUAG